Molecule: messenger RNA, 1231 nt
Organism: Aspergillus caelatus
Lineage: Eukaryota; Fungi; Ascomycota; Eurotiomycetes; Eurotiales; Aspergillaceae
Product: concanavalin A-like lectin/glucanase domain-containing protein
Exons: 4
Coding region: 263-1066 (267 amino acids)
Biological process (GO): polysaccharide catabolic process
Molecular function (GO): cellulase activity
Source: RefSeq, a predicted model, not a curated record
CUUAUGACAUAUGUAGCUUAAGCUUUAGUUUGGUCCCUUGAGGUCAUUUCCGAAAAUUAGCCAUGAAUCUUAAUGAGGCCCACUCUCUGUUUCAGGAAGUUUCAAGUAAACAGUCGUGAUUAAGUCUUGAGGAGCAUACUCUUCGCCAUAUAUAUCAACCACGUCUACUUAUCCCAAGCUUUGCUUAGCUUAAUUACCUCUUUUCUUUGUUGUUUAGAAGUCAGCCGUGCUGCUUUCUCACUUCUACAUUCUUUUUAUCAACAUGGUUCACCUCUCCCGUGCCCUGGUGGCCCUCUCCUUUUCGGCAUCUGCCCUUGCCCUUCCUGCUCUCUCCUCUCGAGCCCAGGCGGCGAGUGAGCACUGUGGAGACUAUGACUAUGUUAUUCUACAGGACACACCAUGGAUUGUCUACAACAUGCUCUACAAUGCGAACCAGAUCGUUGGCACACAAUGCACCAACUACGGCCAGGUUACCACGUCUACCAGCGGAACUCAGGAGGUUAUAUGGAGUAGUGUGACAGACAUCGAAUAUGUGGAAAGCACGAACAAUGUACCAAAGGGCUACUCUUUCGUGGGUCUCACCCAGAACCUUGAAACAAAGCUGUCGGCCAUCGACUCGAUUCCGAGCACUUACAAUUGGACUCGUACCAACACAACUGCAUACAAGGGAAAUGUCUGCUUCGAUUUCAUGACCAACGACAUUAAGGGUGAUUCCACCUCUUCUUCCUCCCGGGAGUUGAUGCUCUGGCUGCAGUACGAGGGCGGACAGCUUCCCAUCGGGUGGACCAACGGCGCUGUUGCCACUAUUGACGAUCUCUUCGGCACCUCGUGGAAACUGUACGAGGAUGUCAACGAGGAUACCGGCAUCACCGUCAGCACUCUGAUGCCCGAUACGCAAUUUGAGGGAACCUUUACCGGGGAUCUGAAGGACUGGCUUCUUGCUUUGUCUAAGCUGGGACGCUUCACUGAGUCGACCUAUGUCAACGUUGGUAAUGCUGGAACCGAGUUCUUUUAUGGCAACUCUGUCAUGAACGCCACCCUCGGAUUGCAGAUCAAUCUUGCAUAAACUAUCGAUAUUCAAUCCUGAAUCGAAUAGCUCCUACAAACCAACGAUGACUGACAUCAACUUGAGGGCAUAGGGGAUGGUUUUGGUAUCCUGAAUUCCGGAUGGGAUAUUCGAAUACAUGGCGUAAUAAACGUGGAUUUGUGGUACACAAAUUUUGAAGUUCAG